GCCGCAGCCCAGCCCGGCUCGGCUCGGCUCGGCUCGGCGCGGCGCAGACGGAGCCAUGGACUGCGGCGUGAUCACCUCCAAGACCGUGCUGCUGCUGCUCAGCCUCGUCUUCUGGGCUGCAGCAGCUGGUCUUAGCUAUGUUGGGGCAUAUGUCAUUAACACCUACAAGAAUUACGACCACUUCCUGCAGGACAAGUAUGCUCUGCUGCCAGCUGUGAUCAUCAUUUGUGUUGCUGUAGUGAUGUUCAUCAUUGGACUGAUUGGCUGUUGUGCCACCAUCCGGGAGUCCCGUGUUGGGCUGGGUCUUUUUCUGGUCAUUAUUUUGAUUAUCUUUGUUGCAGAAGUCUCUGCUUUUGUCUUGGGAUUCAUUUACAGAGAAAAGGUCAAAACAGAUGUGCAAAGCACAAUGCGUGCAGUCUUCCAUAAAUAUGAUGGGAAAAGCGCAGAGGCUGAUGUUGUGGAUUACCUGCAAGAACAGUUUCAGUGUUGUGGAGUGAAUAACUACUCUGACUGGACAACCACCCCGUGGUUUAAUAGCACUGGUAAUAACAGCGUUCCUAUGAGCUGCUGUAAACAGGAUAUUAAGAACUGCACAGGACAACUGAGUGAACCACAGGAUCUCAACACUGAGGGCUGUGCACCGAAGGUGGAACUUGGGCUGCAAAGUGUUCUCAGCUAUGCUAUGCUUGUAAUCCUGGGAUUUGCCAUCAUAAAGUUCUUUGGAAUGAUGAGUGUCUGUGUGCUCACGUGCAAGAGGGAGGACAGUGGCUACCAGCCCUUGUAUUCGGGCGUGUUUGCGUGAUAAGAAGACAAAGAUUAUUUUUCAUCUGUUCCUUGAUGAUAAAAAAAGGAUUUGUAUAGGUGUCCCUAAAGAACAUUCAUUGUACGACCCUUUUGUAACAUACUGUAUUUUAUUUACCUGAACAGAAAGAACAUUUGUGUUCAAUUUAGACAGGCUUCUUAAGUGUAUUGUGAAAAAUGAGAGCUUUGAUGCACUGUCCCCAUGGUAAUUUACUCUGAUUUCAUUUACCUCAACUCCCUGUAGGACUCUCUGAGACCUAGAUGAGUGAUAUUCCCUGAAAAACAGCAGAUGGUGUAAUAGAAUCCCAAAAGAAAUCGAUUUCUGCAAUUCUGUCCAUUCGUCAGUCCUAUUCAUAACCUGAAACAUACAUAGGAAAGAGCAUUUUAAAUCAUUAUGCAUUGAUUGAAAAUGCAGGCACAGUAUGGCCUACAUUUUAUCAAUGGGAAUAAUGAAAUAAUCAUUCCCAUGACAAAUGUUUAGGCAGCAAAAGAAAUUUGUGUGGAAGGUCUGGAUAUUACUUCUUAUAAGCAAUUCUGGCAUUUAGAGUACACAUUCCUGCAUAUGGUACACUUCUUUUAUUUCUUCUCCUAUUUUUAGUCAUACUCUCCAACCAGGUGGUUUUUAAAGAUGUCAGAACCAUAUCUUGAGCUCUGAGCAAAAUGAAAAUCCUGUCUUUUGUCCCCAGCAAUGGGCUGAACCAGUCCCUCCAAUGUGAAUAUUCCCAAACACUGGGGAACUCCGGAUUUGAACUGCAGGGCACAGACCAGCCUUCAUUUCUUUUAAUUUGAAAUGAAUACACUUUUAGCAGAUGAGGCAUUUAAUUUUCCCCUGUGUUAAUACAAAGUUGGAAACAAUUAUUUUUUUAUCAAUGUUCUAUAUCUGACUGCUAUUUGAAGUCAUUGGGACCAUUUAAAUUAAUUAGUAAACCUAACCUUGCUGCCCUGAAAACCCUGGGGCAAAUUAAAGUAGUCAUUUAAAGGUGUGGCCUUGUGGAAGUGAUGUUUAGUGUAGGCUUCCCCAGGUGCGUACAGGUUUUGAUCAUUCUUUAUGCCAGCAGAUUACAUGAAUAUAUGGGUUAUCCAGCACUUUUGACAAGUUAUGCUGGCAAAUUUAUGACCCAUUGGCCUGUUUCCCUGAACAGCUGGUGAAUGUAGUCACGUUUUUGGAUUGCAUGCAGUUACAAAAAUAUCUCAACGACUUUAUAUGUCAGCCUUAAAUUUAUUCUUUUUUUUGUCAGGGUCAGGGAAGGGAGACUUGGAUAAUAUAGAACAUUUGAUAAGAAGCUGCAAGAAUUUUUCAGAGAAGUAGGCAUUUGUGAUAUGACAGAGUGCAUAUUUCUAAAGCCGUGUAGUCAAGGACUCCAGGGUGAAUGUGUGAUAUUUGUCUACCUUUUUUUCAAGAGAUGGUAAAAAGAAUUGGUGGUUAAAAAGGGGGCUGUGGGACGCAUACCUCUUCGGAGUGGUUGGGUGGGGUAGGGGGGUGUGUGUGCAUGUGUUGAGAACAACUUAAUUAAAUUGCUCCUUUAUUGAGGGUCUUCUGUUUUACAGCCAGAACAAACCUUUUGGAAUAUAUAUAUAUUUUAACCACUUAAUAAAUGCUGUUGAUUACUA
This is a messenger RNA of Alligator mississippiensis (American alligator), 2412 nucleotides long. Its product is annotated as tetraspanin-36. Gene Ontology annotation, biological process: regulation of vascular endothelial growth factor signaling pathway; protein maturation; protein localization to plasma membrane. The record is from RefSeq and is a predicted model, not a curated record. Gene Ontology annotation, cellular component: membrane. The transcript is spliced from 7 exons. The coding region runs from base 56 to 802 and encodes 248 amino acids. NCBI's taxonomy places the organism in Eukaryota, Metazoa, Chordata, Crocodylia, Alligatoridae.